Messenger RNA from Fonticula alba, 1380 nucleotides. RefSeq lists its product as hypothetical. The transcript has 4 exons. The record is from RefSeq and is a predicted model, not a curated record. NCBI's taxonomy places the organism in Eukaryota, Rotosphaerida, Fonticulaceae. The coding region runs from base 1 to 1380 and encodes 459 amino acids.
AUGGGCCAAAAGGACAUGGUCCGGCACUUGGCCCGGUCCAUGGAGGCGGUGAUGCGCUUUGUGCCGAGCGACGGCGCUCCGACGGCCACCUACCUGGGCCCGGCGCCUGCCGCGGGCUCCGUCUCGCCGGCGGCGGUCACCGUCCCGCCGAGCUUGAAGUACCUGUCUUUCGCCAUCGGGCCGGAACUGCUGCCUGGAGCCGGGGCCGAUCCGCUGGCCGGCGCGCACCUUACCAAGGCCUUGUACGGGAAGCUGGUGAGGGAGGCGGCCGCCGGGGCUCCCUGGGCGGCCCUGACCCUGGAGCUGCAGUCACAGCCGGCCGCCCCCGAUGGCCGGGGCGUGUUCAUCCGGCUGGACCCCUGCCGUCCAACCCACCCGCAUGCCCUGGCCGAGCUGUCGAAGGCCGUGGCUCGAAUUACGCCUCUUCUACUGGUGGCAUACAGCAGCGGGUCGCAGGGAGGCGCCUCUGGGGCUGUUGAUAGCACGGCAUCGCCGGCCGGGGCCGGAUCGGCCCCGGCCGGCGCGACGGCCGCCAGCACGGGCCCCAUCGAGGGGGCACCGGCGGCCGGGGCGCGCUUCGAUGCCAAGGGCUGCUUCCUGCGCGCCUGCCGCGAGCACACCUGCUUGGAUGUCUUCACCCCGGGCGACCAGCACCGCAUGAACCCCCUGUACCUGGGCGCGGUGCGGUACAUCCCGCCGAUCCUCGGUGAUCAGAGCUCCCCCUCGGUGGCGGCUCUGGCCAAGGAAAUCGACGCCCUGAAUGCCCAGCUGUUCGAGCGCAUGUCAACGGCCGACGCCUCGCGCAGCUUCCUCCUCAGCCGGCUCCCCUCGGCCGAUGGCCAGGUGUUCAUCACCUGUGGCCCGCCCCACCCCACCCCGGUGCCGCCGAUGAAUCCCGAAGCUCCGAUCCCCCUGUCGGACCCGAAUGAUCUGGGCGCCUUCCGAACGGCCGGGCAAAUUGCCGGCGACUGUUUGAUCCUGGCCGAGAUGCUGGCCCAGCCCGGGGUCACCACCGACACCCUGGACCACGCCAUCCACGAGUACAUCAUCGGCCAUGAUGCCUACCCCUCGUGCCUGGGGUAUCGCGGCUUCCCGAAGGCCAUCUGCACCAGCAUCAACAAUGUCAUUGCUCACGGCAUCCCGGACGCCCGGCCCCUGGAGGAGGGGGACAUCCUGAAUGUCGACGUGACCGUCCACCGCGGGGGUGUCCACGCGGAUUGCAGUGCCAUGUUCGCCAUCGGCCAGGUGGAUGACCUCGGUCGGGCCCUGUGCCAGGCGGCCCUCGAGGCCCGGGACGAGGGGAUCCGUGUGGCCGGCCCCGGCGUCCCGCUGUCCGAGAUGUGUCGUGCUGCAUGGUGCGCCAGCCGUCAAGGUGGCUGA